CCCUCUGUUUCUUUCUUCUGGAACUUGAGUGAUGAUGAUGAUGAAAAGGCCAUCAAAAAAUUGCAAGAAAUGGAAACUAGACUUUCUAGAGAGGAAAGGAAUUGUGAACCUAGCAGCAAUGGAAAUAAGUUGCAUGCCUUAAGGCAUUUGCUCAUCCAAUUGAUGCUUCAAGUGCUUCUUCAACCUGGGGAAUUCUCUGAGACAGCCUCUAAGCUUGUCAUAUGCUGUAAGAAAGCUUUUGCAUCUUCUGAUAUUCUCAAUUCAUCUGGAGAAGAUGAGUUGGGCGGUGAUGCAUUGCCAAAAUUAAUGGAUGUCCUUGUGGAUACUUUGCUUUUCUUGCUGCCACAGUCAUCAGCUCCUAUGCGAUCUGCCAUUGAGCAGACAUCAUGACGAAGAUAAUGAGGAUGAUGAUGAGGAUGAUGAUGGCCUUCUGGCUAUUGAAGAAGAUGAGGAUGUAGAUGAAGCAGAGACUGGUGAAGCAGUCGAGAGUGAUGAGCAGACAGAUGACUCUGAGGCAGUUGUUGGAGCUGAGGAGGCUAGUAAAGAGCCAGAUGCAGAUGAAGAUUCUGAUGAUUUUGAUAGUGGAAUGGAUGAUGAUGCAAUGUUUCGCAUGGAUACCUAUCUUGCCCAAAUCUGCAAAGAGAAAAAGAAUCAAACUGGAAGUGAAACUGCUCAAUCCCAGCCUAUUGUAUUUACGCUCCACAUUCUUUCAUUGCUGGAAAUUUACUUGCAUGAACAUCGAGGCAAGCCCCAAAUCCAUACCGCUGCAAUAGUUGGGUAUUUUGACAGUAAAAAGUCUCAAAUAAAAUCCGGCGUCUCGAAAGAAAUAUUUCGAAGAAAUCCAAGGAUUGGGCAUCAUUUAUGUGGCUUUAUUUUAGAGAAAUGUGCCAGCGCAACAUCAGACUUCCGUCGGGUUGAUGCUCUUGACAUGGUAAUUGAAAUAUUAAGGUCAGCAGUUCCUUCAAGUUCUAAAGACAGCAGCCAUAAUGCAUCCAAGAAAAUCAUGAAAGGCCAUCUGCAGUCUCUGAGCCAUCUAAUACAGGCAUUGGUAAUUAGGAUGCCAACUAAACAGUCCAGACGAGCUGAAGUGCGUAAAUUUUGUGGUAAGAUGUUUGAGAUGAUAUCAGCACAUGACGUGAUCAAGUCUUUUCUUAAACGUUUGGGAACGGAUGCUUAUACUGCGUGUGAAUCUCAACUUGGUGAAUUUUCUCUCAAGUUAAAGAGGUUGGAAUGAGAGACCAUAACAUACUAGAUAUCUGAGACUGCAGAUAUACAACUGCGUUGGGGGUGUUGGGGAGGUGGGUGCUUCCUAUUGCUUUAAGAGGAUAGAUGUGGUUGAGAAAGUCUAACAGUCUCUGUGAUGGUUGGUCAGGGUAAAUAUCCUUUGACUCGCCGGUGAGAUUAUAGAAAGUCCUGUCUUUUGCUUUCUUUCAAGCUUUUUCCGUGGAGAAGAGGAAUUCUUUUGAGUUUAGGGUUGAUACACUGCCUGCCUCCACAUCUCUGAGAGAAUUUGUGUUGAUUUCAUUGAAUUGAACAAUUAGUGCCAACCUUUCUACAGAUCAAACCAUUCAUCAUUUUUUACUCAUUGUAGAAUAAAAUGUGGACGGAGUU
Rubroshorea leprosula is the source of this 1611-nucleotide messenger RNA. Lineage: Eukaryota; Viridiplantae; Streptophyta; Magnoliopsida; Malvales; Dipterocarpaceae. The record is from the annotation of a GenBank genome assembly.